UAAGUCCUAUUCAAAAAAACGUUACGUCAUUACAACCCUUCAUUUUCUACAUUUAUUUAUGAAUUUUAAGUUUUUUUUCGAACCAUGUAGGCGGGGCCUGAGAAGAAGAAGGUCUCGAUCCUCAAGGUCAUUAAACAUUGUUGGACAAAGCACGACGAUGAGUCGGAAGCCUAUCUGCCACCCCGCCUCGCCGAAAUCGAAACGAAGUACAACACAAAUGUUGAGAAGAAGCAGGCGGAAUUAGGCUUGACCCAGGAGGAUGAGAUCGAUUCUGAUGUGGAAGAUGAUGCGAUCCUUGAGGCAGCUGGAGUGUACAAGGGUCGGGUUCCGUGCAUGGGGGCUGAGGGGCAACGGAUUUUGUAUGACCGCACCACCGGAGCUUCAUCUUCUCGAUCAGGGCGGGGAGAGGAUCCACGCAUCGCCCAAAUGAAACGAGAAUUGGAGGAGCAGCAGCGGGCAUUAGAGCAGCAACGGAAGAAGGAUGAAGAAACAAGAGCCCGGCUGGAAGCGAUGGAGUGGAUCUUAAACGCCGGAUAUCAGCCUCAUCCUCGGCCGUACAUAUUUCACCCCGAGCAGACUCCUCAAGUUCCGCACAUAGGCAACAUGGGUUAUCAUUCUAACUCCGGAUAUAGUAGCAUGCCUAUGAUGGAUCCGACAUUCGGAUCUUUGUCGUAUGGUUUCUUGAAUCAAUUUCAGUCAUCCGGAGGAUCAAGCCAUGAAGCGAACCGAGGAGGUACCCGAGGAGGCAACCGAGGAUGCAGCCGAGGAGGAACCUGUCCCGAAGACACCGUGGAGCCCGAAG
Molecule: messenger RNA, 802 nt
Organism: Cuscuta epithymum
Lineage: Eukaryota; Viridiplantae; Streptophyta; Magnoliopsida; Solanales; Convolvulaceae
Source: the annotation of a GenBank genome assembly